GUGGAAUUAAACGCGGAAGAGGAAAGUCGUCUUAUAAAGAAAGAACUAUAGUAGCACUAAUUGAAAGGGAUAAUUCCUAUGGAAGUUAAAAAUUCCAACCCCUUGCCAUGGCUUCUCGUGGUUAUAGCCAUCUUCUGGAGCUGGCAACUUAAUGUGUUGGCUCUGCCGAAAGUCGAACCUCGCCAUGAAACCUGUAACAAUGAGCAGCGGUACGAAAACCAGGUGAUGUGCGAGGGUAAGGACUUUGGGGCUUUGGUACCCUAUCCGGAUAAUUGCAGUCUGUUCCUGGUCUGCGAUUGUCUCUAUCCCACGGUGAAAUUGUGCCCGGCGAAUCUCUGGUGGGAUAACCAGACCCAGCUCUGUAAUUACCCACAAGCUGUGGAGUGUAUUUACUAUUCGAUUGAAACGCCCGAGCCCACUGAUGGAACUACCCGAAUAACCCCACAGCCAACAACCAGUACUGAAAAGAUAACUACAGAAAGUACUACCAGAACUCCAGAAACAUCAUCAACUACCUCGAGUACCUAUCCAACUUCCAGUUGGGAUCCACCGCCAGUACCACCUGGAAUUGCGGAUGACUACUGUCGUGGCUACAAGGAUGGUUCAGUACAUCGUUAUCCCUAUGAUUGUCAGGCCUAUAUUAAUUGUACCAAUGGCUGGCCCGUUCUGAAUUAUUGUAUUGAAGACAAGGUGUUCAAUAAGUACCUGCUCAUUUGCGAUACUCCAGAUCAAGCGGAUUGCGAGGAGUUGCCACUACCCACAACCACCACUGAAAUUCCAACCACUUCGACCACCGAAGAGGAUGAUCAGACUUGCGGUCCAGUUCCAGAGGGAAUAGAGGAGGAUUACUGUGAGCCAAAGGGAAAUGGUUUCUAUGAGUACCCCUACAAUUGCAGUGGCUACUUGGCCUGCAAAAAUGGUUGCACUGAUUUGGACUACUGCCAGCCAGAUAAACUCUUUAAUACCUGGCUUCACAUUUGCGAUACACCCGAUUCAGUGUGGUGUGAUCCAAAGCCAGUUCCCACAACUCCAGGACCGACUGAAAAACCUUCGACUCCUUCAAUCACUACAACUCCUUCAACUCUCCCAUCUGAAGGAACAUCCACAACAGAAAGUUCCACCACCACAACAGAAGAGAUCAUAGCCACUACACCUGGACUUCCCUCAGAUGUUGAUCCAAAUGAUUGUAGAGGCCAACCUGAUGGUACCAUAUUCGCCUAUAUUGGCAAUUGUUCCGAAUACUUGCUUUGUCAAAACAAUCAAGUGCAAAUGGGUCGUUGUCCUACUCCACUGCUCUUCAAUCCCGACUGGCUUGUAUGCGAUGAUCCAGAUGAUGUAGUGUGCCUUGCAGAUCGCACCACCACAUCGACUACAACCACCGAACCGACGACAACCACUGAAAAAACCACUCCACCAACGACGACCACUACGGAAGCCACAACAUUGGGACCUGAUCAGAUGUGCGAGGCUCAAGAGUUGGGAACUUCUUUUCCUUAUGCUGAAGAUUGCAGCAAAUAUUAUCUUUGCUUGGGCAACGGAAAAUGGACUCUGGCACCCUGCAUAUACGCCAGCUAUUUCGAUCCCAAGACAGGCGAGUGUGGACCUGAUGUGUCACCCGAUGCUUGUAAGGCCCCACAGGUUACCACCACCACAACGACUACAGAGGCCACAACCACCGAAAGGACUACCACAACUAAGCCCACAACUCUGCAAACUUCAACCACUGAAAAGACAACCACAACUUUGGCACCAACCACGGGAAUUUGUGGAGGUCGAAGUGAGAACGAAAAUAUAGCUUAUCCCAAGGUUUGCAACAAGUACAUAGUGUGCGUCUCACCGAUUCCUAUAGCCUUCUUUUGUCCAGAUGACACAUUCUUCAGCUCGAAGUUACAGAAGUGCAUUGAUAGUUGGGAGGAGAGUGAUUGCGAAGGAGAUCAGGGCACCACUACUCCAGAACCGGGCUACACACGACCACCUCCGGAACCCACCAUGUGCACAAAUAGCAGUCGGGAUACUUUCCCAUAUCCAGAGAACUGCCAGUGGUUCAUACGUUGUGUGGAUGAGUAUAUUUACAUGAUGGACGUCUGCAAUUGUGGCGAGUAUUACGAUCCCAUAACUGGAAAAUGUGGAGUGGAUGUUCCAUCAGAUGCAUGCCGAUGGGAUUACGCUUCAACGACUUCAACUACCAGUGAGCCGACCACAACCACAGCGGUUACGAGACCACCGCCACAAAAGGGACCCUGUGAUGAUGUUGAUGAUGGUGCCUUGGUUUCCUAUCCCAACGACUGCUCCAAAUACAUAAAGUGCGACAGACCCAUUGCGGAGGCCUUUGAUUGCGAAAAGGGGGAUGAGUUUAGUGUGGAACUAGAAAAGUGUGUGGAUGCUUCGCUGGCUAACUGUUCGAUUAAAACGACGACGACUCCAGCUGGAGAUGAUUCAUCAUCGAGCACCACAGAGCCGACAACGGAAUCUUCCACCAUAUCCACAACAGUAUUGUCUACACUAUCUACGACUGAAUCGACAACAGAGUUAUCUACAGAAUCAUCGACAGAAUUAUCUACUGUAUCGACCACUGAGUCGACCACAGAAUCCUCGACUCAAGUUCCUACGGAAUCCACAACAAUUUCAACUACCUCCGAGCCAGAAUCUUCUUCAACAGAACCAGCAACAACUACAACAGGAGCUUCGACCACAGCAAAACCUGCAGAGGGAGUUUGUGAUGGCAAGACGGACGGCUCUUUGGUGCCUUAUCCUAGAAACUGCAGCAAGUAUAUAGAAUGCCAGUAUCCUAUACCCGUUGGAUUCGAUUGUGCCGAUGGCUUAGAGUUUAGUCCUACGGAACUGACAUGCAUGGAUCCCGAAUUAGCCGGUUGCAGUCCAAGGUCCACCACUCCUGGGUUAACAACGUUGACCACGGAAUCAACAACUCCCAAGACAACUACCACAGAGUCAACCACAGAUUCAACAACUUCUGAGACAUCUACGACAGAAUCAACAACUCCUAUUACAACUACUACAAUUUCAACAACAGUUUCAACAACUCCAAUAACAACAACCACAGAGUCAACAACAGUUUCAACAACUCCCAUAACAACAACCACAGAAUUAACAACAGUUUCAACAACGACAGAGUCAACAACAACUUCGGCGCCCCCAGUAACUCUCGAUCCAUACACCCCCAAUAUUUGUUGUGGCAAACCUCUGGGAACUCUGAUGGCAUAUCCCAAUGAUUGCAGACGUUACGUGGUAUGUGAUUAUCCCAUUCCAUAUGCGGUGGAUUGCGAUGAAGGAACUGUUUUCGAUGAGAAGCUUCUUGAGUGCACAGCACAGUCAAAUGAGAGGUGUCUAUUAUUUCAAUUUUAAAUGAUAUGUACUAAUAAAGA
Messenger RNA from Drosophila rhopaloa, 3383 nucleotides. RefSeq names its product mucin-5AC. The record is from RefSeq and is a predicted model, not a curated record. The transcript has 2 exons. Gene Ontology annotation, molecular function: chitin binding. Gene Ontology annotation, cellular component: extracellular region. Bases 79 to 3363 code for a protein of 1094 amino acids. NCBI's taxonomy places the organism in Eukaryota, Metazoa, Arthropoda, Insecta, Diptera, Drosophilidae.